AUGUCAAAGAACCGGCGCUACCAGACCUUGGUCGUCUCCGCUGGGCGGGGCUCACCGCAAACCUACUUCCUCUUGGAUCCUUUCCCACUGCCCUUUUCUUUCCAAUUUCAACUCCAGUGGCCUGGUUCUUUUCUAUCUAUUUCCUUACAUAUAGAGGAAUCGAGGAGAUUCGUAUACGCCCAGAAGCUCGCAAGACCCACGGCGCCUUGCUACAAUAACGAGUGGCUAGUUCGUUUGAUAUCUAGGGGAUACCCGUCUACUUCGCUUCACCAAGCAGACCCCACGUACUUUAAUUGUCCGUCUGCUACUACGAACCCGACCCAUAGGCCCAUACCUUUAUCGACCGAAGCCAUAAGUAGUAGUUUAACGCUUGAUCGAAGCGGCAGUUACCAGGCCCGGCCCAACUAUCCCAGGGCAGAAGGACGCAAAAAGCCCAAUGUUACAGGGGCUUGGGAUGCCUCACCAGGAUGA
Vicia faba (fava bean) is the source of this 471-nucleotide messenger RNA. The record is from the annotation of a GenBank genome assembly. NCBI's taxonomy places the organism in Eukaryota, Viridiplantae, Streptophyta, Magnoliopsida, Fabales, Fabaceae.